This is a messenger RNA of Aspergillus pseudonomiae, 492 nucleotides long. Its product is annotated as Rieske (2Fe-2S) protein. The record is from RefSeq and is a predicted model, not a curated record. The transcript has 2 exons. Lineage: Eukaryota; Fungi; Ascomycota; Eurotiomycetes; Eurotiales; Aspergillaceae. Bases 1 to 492 code for a protein of 163 amino acids. Gene Ontology annotation, molecular function: 2 iron, 2 sulfur cluster binding.
AUGAACCCCUUCAUACAGCGGUCUCAAGCAACCUGGCACCGGGUUGGCCUUGUUUCCGAAUUUCCCGACCUUGACUUGGACAAAGACUGCUCUCGGAUUGCCCCCAGUUGCAAAGCCUUCAACAUCCCCAAGACAAAUGUCGGCCCUCCGGUCGAAGCAGACAUUGAUCUCCCAGGAGAUUUGAAGGAACAGGUGCUUGUGUUCAAAUACAAAGGCAAGGUUCAUGCCAUUGACCAUCAAUGCCCUCACUCGUCAUUCCCACUUUCACAGGGCACCCUCUUUGAUAUUGAAGACUUUGGCAUCACCCUCAGUGCUGGGGUCACAUGUACCAAGCAUGGCUGGUCCUUUGAUCUCUUUUCUGGACAGGGUGAUCGUGGUAACUACAAGCUUAAAAUAUGGGAAGUGCAACUGCGUGAACCCCAUACAAAGGACGAGUCUUCCGAUGGCCCCGACCAGGAGGUUUGGGUGAGGCGGAAGCAGCGAAUCGGCUAA